Messenger RNA from Lolium rigidum, 715 nucleotides. RefSeq lists its product as uncharacterized. The coding region runs from base 143 to 715 and encodes 190 amino acids. Lineage: Eukaryota; Viridiplantae; Streptophyta; Magnoliopsida; Poales; Poaceae. The record is from RefSeq and is a predicted model, not a curated record. Gene Ontology annotation, molecular function: protein binding. The transcript has 4 exons.
AAGCUCAACGUCCCGUUCAGCCCUGCACUACAGACGACGGCGGCAGGGGCCGAAAAGAGGAGCGCCGCCGCCGGCGACCUCAUCCCCAGGAAGCAGCCACCGAAGACUCGAGAGAGGGGCGAGCGUGCUAAGGAGAUAGGUAAUGGAUCCUGCUCAGAUUCCUCAAGGGUACGAUCCUGUUCCAAGUAUGGUAUGUGUGGAUGCCAAGAGGCUGUGGCGUUCUGCAAUGCUAGCCGACGCCGUAUCCAAAGUGAUCAACGCUGACAACACUAGUUCCUGGUCGGCGCCCCCGCUGGACGAUGAUGAUCUCCUUGAGGAGAUCUUUCUGCGCCUCCGUCCAAAGCCAUCCUCACUUCUCCGCGCCUCCCUCGUUUGCACACGCUGGCGUAGCAUACUCUCUGACCCCAAGUUCCUCAAACGUUAUAGGAAACACCAUCGGAAGCCUCCUCUAUUGGGCUUCUUCACAGGAAAUAGAGGCACAGAACACAAUUUUGUUCCUGCUCUAAACGCGAAGCCGAACCGCAUCCCGGCUGAGCGCUUCGCCAUACCCAAGAGCAGCAGCCCCUACGACCACUGGAACUUCCUUGGCUGUCGCCACGGCCUUGGUGUCCUAAUGCACUACUACGGGCGUGAGGUUGUUGUAUGGGAUCCCCUCACCGGCCAGCAGCACCAUGUUCCUUUUCCGCCUGAGCUACCCCGUUUAAGUUGGUUUUGA